This is a messenger RNA of Haliaeetus leucocephalus (bald eagle), 1957 nucleotides long. It is a transcript of the gene KLHL18, whose product is annotated as kelch-like family member 18. Bases 75 to 1844 code for a protein of 589 amino acids. Gene Ontology annotation, molecular function: protein binding. Lineage: Eukaryota; Metazoa; Chordata; Aves; Accipitriformes; Accipitridae. The record is from RefSeq and is a predicted model, not a curated record. The transcript is spliced from 10 exons.
GUUACGGUGGCCGGGCGGGGACAAGGCGCGGGGGAGGCGAAGCGAGGCGGGGAGCGGCGGGAGCGGUCGGGAAGAUGCUGGAGACGACGACGACGGCGGCGGCGGCGGUGGCCGAGCCGGAGCUGGAUCCUGAGGACUUGGUUCAUUUCUCGGUGGGCGAUUUGCCCAGCCGCGGCUACGGCGUGAUGGGCGAGAUCCGGCGGCAGGGCAAGCUCUGCGAUGUGACCCUCAAGGUAGGGGACCAUAAAUUCAGUGCUCACCGGAUCGUGCUGGCAGCUUCUAUCCCGUAUUUCCACGCCAUGUUCACCAACGACAUGAUGGAGUGCAAGCAGGAUGAGAUUGUCAUGCAGGGGAUGGAUCCCAGUGCACUUGAGGCUCUGAUCAACUUUGCCUACAACGGUCACCUGGCAAUAGAUCAGCAGAAUGUCCAGUCUCUGCUGAUGGGGGCAAGUUUCCUUCAGCUGCAGAACAUCAAAGACGCUUGCUGCACUUUCCUCAGAGAGAGGCUUCACCCGAAGAACUGUCUGGGAGUGCGGCAGUUUGCAGAGACAAUGAUGUGUGCGGUGCUUUAUGAUGCUGCCAACAGCUUCAUUCAUCAGCACUUUGUGGAGGUAUCCAUGUCUGAAGAGUUCCUGGCACUGCCUUUUGAAGAUGUCCUGGAGCUUGUUUCUAGGGAUGAGCUCAACGUGAAGUCUGAAGAGCAGGUAUUUGAAGCUGCAUUAGCUUGGAUACGGUAUGACCGAGACCAGAGAGAGUCGUUCCUACCUGAGCUCCUGUCCAAAAUCCGCCUACCCCUUUGUCGACCUCAGUUUCUCACUGACCGUGUGCAACAAGAUGACCUGGUCCGCUGCUGCCACAAAUGCAGGGAUCUAGUUGAUGAGGCAAAAGAUUAUCACCUCAUGCCAGAGCGCCGGCCACACCUCCCAGCAUUCAAGACACGUCCUCGGUGCUGUACAUCGAUCGCAGGAUUGAUUUAUGCUGUUGGAGGACUUAAUUCAGCAGCAAAUUUUUAUGCAGGUGACUCGCUGAAUGUGGUGGAAGUCUUUGAUCCCAUUGCCAACCGCUGGGAGAAGUGCCAGCCGAUGACGACGGCCCGGAGCCGAGUCGGGGUCGCAGUGGUGAACGGACUGCUUUAUGCCAUCGGUGGCUAUGAUGGUCAGCUGAGGCUGAGCACUGUGGAGGUUUACAACCCGGAGAUGGAUUCCUGGUCCAAAGUAGAAAGUAUGAACAGCAAGCGAAGUGCCAUGGGAACAGUGGUGCUGGAUGGCCAGAUCUACGUAUGUGGCGGAUAUGAUGGAAACUCAUCCCUCAACUCCGUGGAGUCCUAUUCUCCAGAAACAAACAAGUGGACAGUGGUGACCCCCAUGAGCUCCAACCGCAGCGCCGCUGGAGUCACCGUGUUUGAGGGCCGGAUCUACGUAUCAGGAGGGCACGAUGGUCUCCAGAUCUUCAACAGCGUGGAGUACUACAACCAUCACACAGCCACCUGGCACCCGGUCGCCAGCAUGCUCAACAAGCGGUGCCGCCACGGAGCAGCCUCGCUGGGCAGCAAGAUGUUCGUCUGCGGAGGCUACGACGGUUCAGGCUUCCUCAGUAUCGCCGAAGUCUACAGCUCCAUGGCAGAUCAGUGGUACCUGAUCGUCCCUAUGAACACCCGGAGGAGCCGCGUCUCUCUCGUUGCAAACUGUGGCCGUCUCUACGCUGUGGGGGGUUAUGACGGACAGUCCAACCUCAGCUCGGUGGAAAUGUAUGACCCGGAGACAAACCGCUGGACGUUCAUGGCCCCGAUGGUGUGCCACGAGGGAGGGGUUGGUGUGGGCUGCAUACCCCUCCUGACCAUCUGAGAAGAAAGCGUUUGGGGGGGCUGUCUUUUCAAUGACAAUCCGGGGAGCGGUUCAAAGAGUGUUUCAUGAUGUGAUAGCCGCAGAGGUGCAUUUCCAGGUGCUCAAGUGUUAUU